Messenger RNA from Xyrauchen texanus (razorback sucker), 4344 nucleotides. It is a transcript of the gene aox6, whose product is annotated as aldehyde oxidase 6. The transcript has 35 exons. NCBI's taxonomy places the organism in Eukaryota, Metazoa, Chordata, Actinopteri, Cypriniformes, Catostomidae. Gene Ontology annotation, molecular function: 2 iron, 2 sulfur cluster binding; iron ion binding; molybdopterin cofactor binding. The record is from RefSeq and is a predicted model, not a curated record. The coding region runs from base 106 to 4137 and encodes 1343 amino acids.
AGAAGACCCCGCAUUGUUUUCACAAACAUUUCCUAUUAGGAUCUCAGAAGGUGCUCCAGUCUGCAAAUUUCAGAUAGUUUGUGUUGGACGUAAACUUUUAACAAGAUGACUGAACAUACCAGGAACGAUGGCUUGAUUUUCUAUGUCAACGGGAAAAAGAUAAUGGAGAAGAACCCUGACCCAGAGGCAAUGUUGCUGUCCUAUGUCAGGCAGAAAUUACGGUUAACAGGCACCAAGAAUGGCUGUGGUGGAGGGGGGUGUGGAGCCUGUACAGUCAUGGUGUCCAGAUACGACCCUGAAAGCAAAACCAUCAAUCAUUUCUCCGUCAAUGCCUGCUUGCUUCCUGUAUGCCAACUUCACGGAGCAGCGGUGACAACGGUUGAAGGCAUUGGAAGCACAAAAAACAAAAUACACCCAGUCCAGGAACGUAUUGCAAAGGCUCAUGGUACUCAGUGUGGAUUCUGUACCCCUGGCAUGGUGAUGUCUAUGUACACAUUACUGAGAAAUAAUCCACAGCCAACCUUAGAAGAGAUAACCGAUGGUCUUGCUGGUAAUUUAUGCAGGUGCACAGGGUAUCGUCCUAUCGUUGAUGGCUUCAAAACCUUCUGUGAGAGUGAAAACUGUUGCCAAAAUGGAGCUGUAAAUGAAACCGCGUGCUGCAUGGCCAAUGGAAAUGGAUCUAAGGAGCCUAUGGAUAAUGGUAACCUCGAACUGUUUAGUAAAGAUGACCUGCUUCCUCUGGACCCCACUCAGGAUCUCAUCUUCCCCCCUGAACUCAUGUUAAUGGCAGAUAGUCUGGAUCAAACCACUCAGAAGUUUGUUGGAGAGAGAAUGACCUGGAUCUCCCCCGGAUCUCUGGAUGAGCUGCUCCAACUCAAGGCGGAUUACCCACAAGCACCUAUUGUCAUGGGCAACACCAAUAUAGGUCUGGACAUCAAGUUCAAGGGCAUCUUCCAUCCCAUUAUUAUAUCACCCACAAGAGUGCCAGAACUGUUCAAGGUUUCACAGAAACCAGAAGGUGUUUGUGUUGGUGCUGGGUGCAGUAUGUCAGUGCUGAAGAGUGUGUUGGAGAGAAAUUGUAGUUCUUUCCCUCAAGAGAAUACACACAUGUUCAGAGCUCUACUGCAGCAGAUAAAUCUCGUGGGAGGACAGCCAAUCCGAAACGUGGCAACACUGGGUGGGAACAUUGCCAGUGCAUAUCCAAAUUCGGACCUGACCCCUGUCCUAGCUGCAGGGAGAUGCACUCUAGUGGCUCUGUCCAAAGAGGGGCGAAGGAGGGUGCCCAUCGAUAAAGAUUUUUUCCUUGGAUUUGCAAAGACUGCUCUAAAACCAGAUGAGAUUGUGCUGUCUGUUUUCAUUCCGGCUUCGAGAAAGGAUGAGAUUGUACAAGCAUUUCGUCACGCCCCACGUAAAGAGAAUGCUCUAGCUACGGUGAACGCUGGGAUGCGCGUUUGGUUCAUCGAGAAUUCAAAUGUGGUGAAAGAGAUCAGUAUUUAUUACGGAGGAGUUGGACCAACCAUCCUCAGUGCAGACCAAGCAUGUGAACAGAUUGUAGGAAGGCCUUGGGAGGAGACGACUUUAAAUGAUGCAUAUGGGAUGCUGGUUGAUGAUAUCAGCCUUGGUGCGUCUGCUCCAGGUGGAAAAGUGGAAUUCCGCAGAUCUCUGACCCUCAGUUUGCUCUUUAAAUUCAACCUGCAUGUCCUUCAGUACCUGAAGGAGAAGGAUGUGACUCUAAGUGAAAUACCCAAAGAGAUGCAAAGUGCAAUCCAACCUCUUCCCAAACACAUUCAUCCCAGCUACCAGGAGUUUCAGAAUGUUUUGGAGAAUCAGCCUGUACAAGAUCCAGUGGGUCGACCUGUAAUGCACCGCACGGCUCUGAGUCAGGCUACAGGAGAAGCUGUGUACUGUGAUGACCUGCCACACACUGAUUGUGAACUAUUCCUAGGGAUUGUAACAAGCUCCAGACCACACGCUAAGAUCACUCACAUUGACUUCAGUGAAGCUCUGAAUCUUCCUGGUGUGGUUGAUGUUGUCACUGCUAAAGACAUACCCGGCAAAAAAUUCAGAACCUUCACAGGCUUUGAUGAAGAGCUGCUGGCCGAACAUGAGGUGAGCUGUGUGGGUCAGAUGGUUUGCGCCGUGGUUGCUGAUUCCAAAGCUCAUGCUAAACGUGGAGCAGCUGCAGUGAAGAUCGGCUACGAGGACCUUCAGGAUCGUAUUUUUACUUUCGAGGAGGCAAUAGAGAAACAGUCUUUUUUUCUGCCCCGGAGGACGAUUGAAAGAGGAAAUGUGGAAAAGGGGUUGGAAGAGGCAGAACAAGUGCAUGAAGGAGAGAUUCGGAUCGGAGGACAGGAACAUUUCUAUUUGGAAACGCAGAGUUUUCUGGUUAUUCCAGUUGGGGAAGAGAAGGAGAUGAAAGUUUAUUUGUCUACGCAACAUCCUGCAUUUGCACAGGAAGCAGUCGCUGAGACUUUGAACAUUCCGUCCAAUCGCGUUUCUUGUCACGUUAAACGACUGGGCGGGGCCUUUGGUGGCAAAGUCACCAAAACGUCUAUUUUAGCCUCCAUCACUGCCGUUGCUGCAUGGAAGACUGGACGGCCAGUACGAUGUGUUUUGGAAAGAGGAGAGGAUAUGCUGAUAACAGGAGGGCGCCACCCAGUGUGGGGAAAAUAUAAGGUUGGAUUUACGAAGGACGGAAGAAUAACCGCCGCUGAUUUUCAAUACUAUGCCAACUCCGGGAAUACAGCGGAUGAAUCUGUACUGGUUGUUGAGAAAAUUCUCCUACAUCUUGAUAAUGCCUACAAUAUUCCAAACCUGCGUGGCAAAUCAGCAGCCUGCAAGACCAACCUGCCCUCCAAUACGGCGUUUAGAGGGUUCGGUGUACCGCAGUGCAUGCUGGUCGUUGAGAAUAUGAUCAGUGAUGUGGCUCUUAAACUCGGACGUCUGCCUGAAGAGAUCAGGGAGAUAAACAUGUACAAGGAAGUUUCCCUGACUCACUAUAAGAUGGAGUUUGACCCAGAGAAUCUUGUCCGUUGUUGGGAUGACUGUAAGGAGAAAGCCGAGUUCCAGCGCCGGCGACAGGCCAUUGAUAUGUUUAACCAGCAGAAUCAGUACAAAAAGAGAGGAAUCGCCAUAAUACCCAUUAAAUAUGGCGUUGGCUUUUCAGAGGGCUUUCUCAAUCAGGCCGCUGCUCUUGUGCAUAUUUAUAAGGAUGGAUCUGUACUUGUAAGUCAUGGUGGGGCAGAAAUGGGCCAAGGCAUACACACUAAAAUCCAACAGGUGGCAAGUCGAGAGCUGAAUAUCCCAGCUUCCCUUAUCCAUAUCUCAGAAACUAGCACAGAAUGUGUCCCAAACACUUGCCCAUCUGCUGCAUCCUUUGGUACCGACGCCAACGGAAUGGCUGUGCAGGAUGCCUGUCAAAUACUGUACAAAAGACUUGAGCCAAUCAGAAAGAAGAAUCCUAAUGGGACAUGGCAGAACUGGGUAAUGACUGCAUUUUUGGAGAAGAUCAGUCUGUCAGCCACAGGAUAUUAUAGAGGUCAUGAUCUGGACAUGGACUGGGAGAAACAGGAAGGGAAGCCGUAUGCUUAUUUCACAUAUGCAGUGUGCUGCAGUGAAGUGGAGCUGGACUGUUUGACUGGAGAGUAUAGAACUUUAAGGACGGACAUUGUUGUUGAUGUCGGAAGAAGCAUAAAUCCAUCCAUUGAUAUUGGCCAGAUUGAGGGAGCGUUCAUGCAGGGUUUGGGUCUCUACACAAUGGAGGAAAUUAAGUUCUCUCCGUCUGGUGUUCUGUACACACGAGGUCCAGGCCAGUACAAGAUCCCAGCGUUCUGCGAUGUUCCUCUGAAGUUUAACGUCUACCUGUUAGCCGGCUCCUCCAACCCACUUGCCAUCUACUCCUCAAAGGGGAUCGGAGAACCUGCCGUGUUCCUGGGUAGUUCUGUAUUCUUUGCUAUUAAAGACGCUUUGACCGCAGCCCGCAAAGAUGCAGGAUUAAGUGGCCCUUUCAUCCUGAACAGCCCUGCCACUCCAGAGCGAGCAUGUCUGGCAUGUGCCACGCGCUUCACAAAGAUGGUUUCACAGAGUGAAUCAAGAUCAACUUCUGGAUCAGCUCAGCCAUGGGCUCUGGACAUAUGAAAUCUUCAUCAUCAUAAUCGUAUAUUACCAUAUUACACUUUCAUCAGACUUAAAACUUAAGAUCUUUGUUUUCAUUAAAAUUCACAAGAAUUAUGAUUUCAUAAUCUUACAGUUUAACAAAUUAUUACUGAAUAAUCCUUAUUAAUUGAAAAACCACAAAAUGUAAUCACAUACAUCAAAUUACAGAUUUAUUACUAACAUGUGAAU